AUGGACAUAACGGAACGAGCGGUUUAUCGUGGGCAGUUAACGAAAUUAACACAUAGUGCGUCCGAAUAUUUAAACAGCUCAGAUUCCAAAAGUGAUAAAACGGAAGACAUUGAUCUUAUUGAAGACGAACUUGUGAGCUUUAUCGAACGCAUAAAUUCAGUUUUGGGUACGUUACGAAAAUGCAAUGAUGAAAUUCGACCUUCUAUAAAGCUAGAAAAUGCCCAGAAAGAAUUUGAAACGAUUUACGAGUAUGAGGAUAAAGCCGCGAACAUUUUAUCGCACCUAAACCAGAGACUUAAACGGUUACGAAAAUGCUGCGAUAAUCUUGACACUUCAUUAUCAUCUAGCCUAAGUAUUGAACGAAAAAAGGAGCACACAUUUAGCUCUGCUAAAUUGCCAAAACUUUCGUUAAAAGUUUUCAGUGGUCAUUUUCAUGAGUGGCUCCCUUUCAGGGAACGCUUUCGUGUAGCGGUUCAUGACCGAACGGAUUUAACCGGUGCUGAUAAAUUUAAUUAUUUUUCAAAUCAUUUGGUUGGCAAGGCGGCAGAUACAAUUGCUGGUUUUACACCAACAAACGCCAACUAUGAUUCGGCUGUUUCGUUGUUGCUGGAACAGUAUGGAAACGUCGAUAAGCUCGUCGAUCAUACGAUGCAGCAGCUGAUGAACCUUUCUCGAAUAAACUCUCGUCAUGACGUGACAAAAUUGAGGAAAUUAUACACAGACAUAAGAGCCCAUACAAGGUCACUUACCGCACUUAAUGUUCUAUCGUCACAAUACUCUAUAAUGCUGAGAAGUUUAAUUCUGCAUUGUUUGCCUCAUGAUUUAGUGAUCGAUUUUCAUAGGCUACAUCCGAGUAAGCAAGAUAAGGCUGCACGUUCAAUCGAAGACGAAAAUGCAUCACUAUCGGUGGGUACUAGCGAGCACAGUAGUUGUGGUGGUGAUCAGCUAAAUGAUAUUCUGUCAUUUAUUAAAGAAGAGAUCUCCUCUCUCGAAAUGGCCGAGCUGACAAAUGGCCGGAGAACGAGAACAUCAAAAGUCGCAAAUACAUGUAAAACGGCUGCCGGGUUACUCACCACUACGAACAUAGCUGAGCUUUGCUGCUUUUGCAAAUCAAACAGUCAUUUAACGGAAAAUUGCAAAACGACGUUAUCGCUUGCAGAGAAGAAGACAAUUUUGAAAAGCAUGGGGUAUUGCUUUAAAUGCACCAAAAAGGGACACAAUGCUAAGCGAUGCUUCAAUAAACGUGUAAAGUGUUCUCUUUGUGGAAGUAAUCAUGCUACGUCUAUGCAUGACCCAACAUACCGACCUAAAGCUAAAAAUACAACAACAGUACGAAUAACAACGGUGUAUGCAUCAGCUUUACUGCAAACAGAAGAGGUACUUCUUCAAACGGCUACUAUUAUAGCUUCGAGUAAUUCAAGUUCUGUGCCAGUACGAAUAAUUCUAGGUGGUGGCUCGCAGCGUACGUUUGUCAAAGAAAACAUUGUAACGAAACUACAACUCGACACACAUGAUACCGUUAAGCUACGUAUUUUACCAUUUGGAGAUUCGAAUAACUCUGAGCCAAAGCUCUUUAAACGCGUUCAAAUUAAACUACGUAGUUUACAUUCAGACGAGGCGAUCGAAAUCCUGGCUAUAGUCGUGCCAGAAAUUUGCUCUACUGCAUUCCAGUAUGUUCGUAGCACAGAAUUGAACAUCCUUGGCCUUAAGUUAGCGGAUACUUCAUAUUUAAAUGAAACGGAAUUCAAAAUCGGAAUGUUAAUAGGGGCUGAUAUUUACUGGUCCAUAGUAAAAGACGACUUCAAAAGAAUAACCGACAACCUUGUCGCCAUUGACACCAUUUUCGGAUGGACACUACAAGGACCUAUAUCGACCCAAGGCACGUCAGUAACAUCUACGAAUCUCAAUGUUGGUGUAAUUGAGGACAACUCACUUGAAUCUUUAGUUGAUCGGAUUGAACGAUUAUGGAUUGUUGACGAUAUUACAUCAAAUCAUCAUAAGCUUCAAGUGGAUGAUAUUAUCGAAAAACACAUUCGGAAAAAUGGCACGCGAUAUGAAGCAUCAUUGCUAUGGAGAAACGACGAAUGCACUAUUGAUAACAACCGCGGUGGCGCUCUCAAAGGACUUCGACGUUCAUUGGUGAAGCUUAGUGAGGAUCCGGAAAAGUUAAGGCAAUACGAUGAAAUCAUACGGGAGAUGAUUUCAAGUGGUGUUGCAGAAAUUUGCGAUGAAGCAAAAAAAACCAACGAACGGACUUAUUUUAUGCCACAUCGACCGGUGUAUCGGGAGGAAAGAGAGACCACAAAAACGCGUAUUGUGUUUAACGCAUCAGCACGAUCUGGUGGUAACCCCUCAUUAAACGACUUAUUGUGGUCAGGACCAAACCUUUUAUCAGACAUAUUAAAAAUGAUUUUGAACUUCAGGCUUGGCAAACAUGGAAUUACGGCCGAUAUCGAACGAGCUUUCUUGCAGAUAGAGCUGGCACAAAAGGAUCGAAAAGAAUCGUUUUAUGUGGAUGACCUAAUCGUAAGUGUUGACGAUUUUGAAGACGCUGUAAAAUUGUUCAACGAAACACGUGAAAUAUUGUCCAGAGCAUCCAUGAACAUACGUAAAUGGAAGUCGAACAACGAGAAACUAAGGCAAAUUUUCGAUACAAAUGAAAGCAACAAUAUUUCAAAACACAAGGUGUUAGGACUCAUAUGGUUUAUGGAAAUUGAUACCCUUGCAGUGGAUCUGGAAAGGCUUUGUCAACAGAUAUCUUUCGAUGUAGUAACGAAACGAACCAUUCUUCAAACGUUAGCAUCUGUUUAUGACCCUUUGGGAAUGUUAUCACCAUUUGUCAUAAAAAUGAAGCUCAUUUUCCAAGAGGCUUGGAAACAAAGUUUGGCAUGGGAUGAAAUUUUACCGGCAUCAAUGCUGCACGAAUGGAAGAAAAGCGUAUCCGAAAUACAUUUACUACGAGCCCUUACGAUUUCUCGCUAUGUAUUCGAUUCACCACAUCAAGUUGAGAAGCAGCUACAUAUUUUCGCGGACGCGAGUCCAAAAGCUUACGGAUCUGUUGCAUACAUCAGAAGUAGGAAUUUGGAUGAAACCAUUCGCAUUUCGUUUUUAUAUGCAAAAAGUCGACUUGCGCCUAUUCGUGACAAACGCAUAACACUACCCAAAAUUGAACUAUGUGCUGAUCUGGAAGCCGCAAGGAUGCGCUGCUAUCUUGUUGAGAAAUUAAGAGUGAAAUUCGAUUCAAUAUAUUUAUGGACCGAUUCAAAAAUUACUUUAUACUGGAUUCAUAGCAGUAAAUUCCAGAAAGAUGUAUUCGUUUACAACCGAGUUCAAGAAAUUCAGCAACUAACCGCUAACGACAACUGGAAUCAUUGCCCAGGAUCAAUCAAUCCCGCAGAUCUAUUGACUCGGGGUGUUUCUGCACAAACUCUACUGAGUUGCGAGACUUGGCUUAACGGACCGUCUUGGUUAUACAACGACAUUAGUGAGUGGCCCAUAUCCGACCAAGAUUUCGAAACUAUUCCUCAGUCGACCACUCAAUCUGACUGUGCAGUACCUGAUAAUCCAAUACAAAUUGAACGAUUCAGCAAAUACCGGAGGCUUCUUCGUGUUACAGCUUAUGUGCUUAGAUACGUUGACCUGCUUCGAAAGAGAAACGACAUUGGAGUUUCAACAGUUGAGGACGACGAUACAAUCUGA
Hermetia illucens (black soldier fly) is the source of this 3699-nucleotide messenger RNA. RefSeq lists its product as uncharacterized. The coding region runs from base 1 to 3699 and encodes 1232 amino acids. The record is from RefSeq and is a predicted model, not a curated record. Lineage: Eukaryota; Metazoa; Arthropoda; Insecta; Diptera; Stratiomyidae. Gene Ontology annotation, molecular function: zinc ion binding; nucleic acid binding. The transcript is spliced from 3 exons.